AGGGGGAGCGAGCGCGGGGCGGGACCGGACGGCAGCAGAGCGGAGCGCGGCCGCGGCUGCACCGGAGAGCGACCGGCACCGUGAUCGGGCCGGCAGCGAGUCCCCUGCACCGCAGCUACACUAAGAGCCACCGGGACCAGACCGGCCUGUACGACACCGGAGCAGAAAGCGCCCGCGCCAGCGGCGGGGUUACAGAGUUCUCUCUACUAGCGCCGGGCCGCCAGAAGGCUCCCUUGCACCGCCGCUCCGUACCGGGAAAGCCGCAGCGGGGACCGGGUUCCGCGUCGAGCGGCGCGUCGGUCGGAAGCAGAGCCCGCUGCGGCCUCGGCGGGGAGUGGGAUCCGCGUCCAGAGCCUGUGAAGCGGCGGGCAGCAGCAGGGACAUCGCCCCGGAGUCGCCAUGGCCUCGCAGAACGCCGACCCCGCCGCCGUGUCCAGCGCAGCCGCCCGCAAAGCCGCUGAGGCGGGUGCCACGGCAGCCCGAGGCUCGGUGGGGAAGAGGCUGCAGCAGGAGCUGAUGGCGCUAAUGAUGUCCGGUGACAAAGGCAUCUCCGCUUUCCCCGAGUCCGACAACCUCUUCAAGUGGAUCGGGACCAUCGACGGUGCUGCCGGCACGGCCUACGAGGAGUUGCGGUACAAGCUGUCGCUGGAGUUCCCCAGUGGGUACCCCUACACCGCCCCUACGGUGCGCUUCCUGACCCCCUGCUACCACCCCAACGUGGACACCCAAGGCAACAUCUGCCUCGACAUCCUCAAGGACAAGUGGUCAGCGCUCUACGACGUCCGCACCAUCCUGCUCUCCAUCCAGAGCCUGCUGGCAGAGCCAAAUAUCGAGAGCCCCCUGAACACACAUGCUGCUGAGCUCUGGAAGAACCAAACCGCCUACAAGAAGUAUGUGCUGGAGACGUACGCCAAGCAGGCCAAGAGCCAGGAAACCUGACCCGCCCUGCGCCGCCGCCGCGCUCCCCCCCGCCGCUCCCCGCCCAGCGUUCUGUAUCAUAGGCUGUUUCUAAGUUAAUUCGGCAGUCCUGCCACGGUUAAUGUAUAAAUAAAUGCACGUUUAUCAUU
Messenger RNA from Pogoniulus pusillus (Red-fronted tinkerbird), 1067 nucleotides. RefSeq names its product ubiquitin conjugating enzyme E2 C (gene UBE2C). The record is from RefSeq and is a predicted model, not a curated record. The coding region runs from base 400 to 939 and encodes 179 amino acids. NCBI's taxonomy places the organism in Eukaryota, Metazoa, Chordata, Aves, Piciformes, Lybiidae. The transcript has 6 exons.